AUGGCCAACAAAGCUCUCAUCUUCAAGGAAAUCCCUCAGGGAUACCCCGUCCCCGGCCAGCACCUCACCAUUGAGAACGCCACCUAUGACGCCAACGUUGCUGCUCCUACCGAUGGCGUUGUCCUCCAGUCCCUCUACACCAGCUUCGACCCUUACAUGCGCGGCCGCAUGCGCUCUGCCGAGACCAAGUCCUAUGCUCCUGCUUUCGAUCUGAACAAGCCCAUUGAGAGCGCCAGCAUUGCCAAGGUCAUCCGCUCCAACACCGACUCCUUCAAGGAGGGUGAUCUCGUCAUUGGCCACGUCCCCGUCCAGGAGUAUGUUGCCCUCGACAAGCAGAACCUGGUCCGGGUUCGUAAGCUCGACAACCCCCUCGGCAUUGAGGAUAUCCGUGUCUUCCUCGGUCCCCUCGGCAUGCCCGGUUUGACUGCCUACUCCUCCCUGUACGCCAUCGGCAAGCCCAAGAAGGGUGAGACCAUCUUCGUCUCCGCUGCUAGCGGUGCCGUUGGCCAGCUCGUUGGCCAGCUCGCCAAGCACGAGGGUCUCCGCGUCAUUGGCUCCGUCGGCUCCGACGAGAAGCUUGACUAUAUCCUGAAGGACCUCAACUUCGACGGUGGUUUCAACUACAAGAAGGAGAAGCCCGCCGAUGCUCUGGCUCGUCUCGCCCCCGAGGGCAUUGACAUCUACUACGAGAACGUCGGUGGUGAGCAUCUUGAGGCUGCUCUUGAUGCCAUGAACAACUUUGGCCGCGUUGUUGUUUGCGGUAUGAUCUCGCAGUACAACUCUGCCCCCUACCCCAUCAAGAACAUCCAGAACGUCCUCGUCAAGCGUAUCACCAUGCGUGGCUUCAUUGUCGCUGAUCCCGACAUGGGCCCCGUCUACACCAAGGAGCACCAGGAGCGUGUUCAGAAGUGGAUCAAGGAGGGCACCUUCAAGGUUCUUCUCCACGAGACCGACGGUAUCGACAACGCCGCUGAGGGCCUUGUCGGUAUCUUCCACGGCAAGAACAUGGGCAAGGCCGUCCUCAAGUUCUAA
Penicillium diatomitis is the source of this 1032-nucleotide messenger RNA. Its product is annotated as MDR family NADP-dependent oxidoreductase. The coding region runs from base 1 to 1032 and encodes 343 amino acids. Gene Ontology annotation, molecular function: oxidoreductase activity, acting on the CH-CH group of donors, NAD or NADP as acceptor. The transcript has a single exon. The record is from RefSeq and is a predicted model, not a curated record. NCBI's taxonomy places the organism in Eukaryota, Fungi, Ascomycota, Eurotiomycetes, Eurotiales, Aspergillaceae.